GGCCCGGCAGGCCGCCUGGGGGGCAGGCACGGGCAAUCGGGGAAGGGGGACCCGGUGGUGAGGGGACUCCUCCUCCUCCUCCUCUUCCUGCCUGCCUGCCUGUGCGUGGGGGGGAUCCCUUCCCAUUUCAGCCUGGCCUCUGCUAUGUUGCGUUCUCCGCAUCUUCUCCAAUAGCGUUUGCAAAUGAAAAUGGAGGAAAUGACUUUGUCGGGCCUGGAUAACAGCAAGUUGGAGGCUGUGGCUCAUGAUAUCUAUACAGACUUGAUUGAGGAUGCCUGCCUGGGCUUGUGCUUUGAGGUCCACCGGGCUGUCAAAUGUGGCUAUUUCUUUUUGGAUGACACAGAUCCUGAGAGUAUGAAGGACUUUGAAAUUGUAGAUCAGCCGGGACUGGAUAUCUUUGGCCAGGUCUACAACCAGUGGAAGAACAAGGAAUGUGUUUGCCCAAACUGCAGCCGAAGCAUUGCCGCCUCCCGCUUUGCCCCACACUUGGAGAAGUGCCUCGGCAUGGGCCGGAACAGCAGCCGCAUUGCCAAUAGGAGGAUAGCAAGCAGUAACAACAUGAACAAAUCCGAGAGUGACCAAGAAGACAACGACGAUAUAAAUGAUAAUGACUGGUCAUAUGGAUCCGAGAAGAAAGCAAAAAAGAGAAAAUCAGAUAAGAAUCCCAACUCGCCCCGACGAUCCAAGUCCCUGAAACAUAAAAAUGGGGAACUGAGUGGUAACUCGGACCCAUUUAAGUAUAACAACUCUGCUGGAAUCAACUAUGAAACGCUGGGCCCUGAGGAGCUCCGUACUUUGCUCACUACGCAAUGUGGGGUGAUAUCUGAGCACACCAAGAAGAUGUGUACACGGUCUUUGCGCUGCCCCCAACACACGGAUGAACAGCGGAGGUCAGUGAGAGUCUACCUCCUGGGACCCUCUGCCUCACUUCCCGAGGCGGAAGGAAGCGUGGAGAACGACAGUUUUGACGUGGCGGAAAGUCAAGCCCUCAUGAAUAGACUGCAGUGGGACGGAUCUUCAGAUAUCUCACCUUCUGACUCGGCCUCAUCAAAAGCAAGUACAAACAACUCAGAGUCCCGGAAAACCAAAAAGAAGAAACCGCACAUGAGCCUGGUAGGAGGUGCUCCAGGAAUGAGCUCCAGCAAGAAGAAACUGAAGCCGAAGCAGCUUGCACCUCCCACCCCCAGCCUUUAUGACGACAUCAAUUGAAUAAUGCUGCGAUGAGGAUAAAGAAAACAGGGAGGAGGGGAGAUGCCCCGGAACCCCGUCCGACCAGGUUCGCGGGAAAGGAGCAGGACUGUCUCCUCUCAGGCACACCUUUUUAUGAACUGUGAAGAGAGUUGGCUGCAUGUCUCCCUUUUCCUCCCAAGCCUCCAGCACACAUUGCACAGCCCUUUGUGUCCACUGGAUGUGAGAACGAAAGGACCGGACUGCUUUUGGUGCAGUGGGCACCCACCUCUUCUGGGGGAAAGCGGGUGGUGGUGUUUUGAGGCGGGGCCUUGAAGAUGAAGCGACUCUUGUCAGCCAGGGAGUCGCUUUUCUCUUUCCUCCCCCACCCCACCCGUCCCCGUUUCAACACGUCUAUUUAUUGUGAUGUUAGUGGAUGUUCAAUCAUGACUAUAUAUACGGUGGCAUUGUAUCGCUUAGCAACCCUGGAGACUGACUGGGCGGGGGUGGUGUGUGUGGGCCUGCAGCCUUUUCGGCUUGGUUUGCAAGAGAAUUAAAGGGUCUCUGGGGGGAAAUGGAGAAUGUCUGUUGCGCUUCAGUGCCUGCCAUUCCUUCUCGAGAGCAUCUGCUCCAAAACGGAGCCUCCUUUCCGUCGUGCGAAGGGGGCACCAGAUCGUGAACCUGCCUCUGAGCUGCUGCGGCAGCGCUCCGUUGUUCAAAAGGCUGUCUCUGUGGCUGCUGGGUCCUUCUUGCCCUCCUAAGCAGGAAUAAUGCUCUUGCUGCAGAGAGCAGUCCUCAGACGUCUGCACAACCUGAGCAAACUGGGAUGGAGGCAGAAGAGAGGUUUGGUCUUGUGUUGCUGCUGUCACUACUGCCAAAUGGUGUCUGCUUCCCUGCCAAAUGGCAUUUCCAAGACUUGUGUAUGAAGCAACAUGAUGAAUGGCUUUGAUGAUGUGGGCAGUCUCUCCCGGCGAUGCAAGUCAGGAAGCUGGUGCAGUUCUUUGCUUCCUAACUCCUCUUAUACUGGGCACAAAUCUGUUUUGCCCAACCCUGGUGAGCCAAUACCAUAAGAUUUGCAAUGCUUUAUACAUACUCCGUAUGCAGGUUUGAAUCUCCGUACAGCCCUAAAAACUGGCUGUAAAUUAGAAUAGUUGGUUGUUGCUUUUUUUAAUU
This is a messenger RNA of Lacerta agilis (Sand lizard), 2340 nucleotides long. It is a transcript of the gene ATXN7L3, whose product is annotated as ataxin 7 like 3. The record is from RefSeq and is a predicted model, not a curated record. The coding region runs from base 184 to 1209 and encodes 341 amino acids. Gene Ontology annotation, molecular function: transcription coactivator activity. Gene Ontology annotation, biological process: positive regulation of DNA-templated transcription; regulation of transcription by RNA polymerase II. Gene Ontology annotation, cellular component: SAGA complex; DUBm complex. NCBI's taxonomy places the organism in Eukaryota, Metazoa, Chordata, Lepidosauria, Squamata, Lacertidae. The transcript is spliced from 13 exons.